AGACCAUGGAGGCCAUGAAUAUGUCGGGAGCCCAACGCCAGAGAUUGAUCGCGCGUGGGAUCUUUGACUUGAUACAAUAAACCAAGGAUUAAACAUUGAUUUGGAGGGUUCGAACGCCAAUCUGGAUGGAAGAACAAUUCAAUGGCCAGACUCUGAUCGUUACUUCACUGGACUCGAAGUCUUCCAUUCACUUCACUGCCUUGUAAGUACUGAAAUGCUAGAGGAUGACAUAAUACUUGGGAUGAAAUAGCUAACGUAAGGUUCAAGAACCGACUUCGUCAAGCAAUGUAUCCCACCUACUACGACGUCUUCAGCCAUCCGGACGACCCAUCUCGUGAAGAUCAUAUAGGUUCGUUACUCACUUACAUUCAUUUUCCCUUGCAAAUCAUCUCGCUCACGAGUGUAGGGCACUGCAUCAACCAUCUACGACAGGCAAUCCAGUGUCAUGCAGAUCUCACCCCAAUGGAAUGGAUCUUUGUGGAUAGGAAGAUUAUACUUAACACAGCCACCCACCACACCUGCCGGAAUUUCAACAAGAUUCAUGAGUGGGCAUGGCAGAGGCGUACAAAUUUCGAAGAAGUAGAGGCAGUGAGGAAUGGCAGCCUCUUUGUUGUGGACCUCCAAACAUUACCUAUUAUCUAGUCAAGUUUAGAGAUGAAGGACCGAUUAAUUAGUACUAAGUCCAGUAUAAGUAAGCCAGCUGGGGUGGUAUGAGAACUGGGUUGUGCAGUAUUUUGCUAAAAG
Molecule: messenger RNA, 744 nt
Organism: Aspergillus pseudotamarii
Lineage: Eukaryota; Fungi; Ascomycota; Eurotiomycetes; Eurotiales; Aspergillaceae
Exons: 3
Coding region: 286-642 (118 amino acids)
Biological process (GO): mycotoxin biosynthetic process
Source: RefSeq, a predicted model, not a curated record